UAUGGGCUGCUUCCAGGCAUGUUUUAUCCAGCGUGGAUUUUUUAUGGCGUGAUUUCUAUGGCCUACUUGAUUCUGGGGAUUGUGUGGAUGUCUUUGUCGUUCAAAUACUGGAAAGAUAUAUUGCCUAUUCAACAUUUUGUAUCUGGAGUGAUUGCGUUUUUGAUUAUUGAAAUGGCAUUUAAUUUUGGAAUGUAUGAUAAUUACAAUAAUACGGGAGUCGUAUCCAUUCCAUUGAUGAUAUUUGUGGUUAUUUUCAAUUCUGGACGAAUCAGUUUAUCCUUUUUCAUGCUUUUGAUUGUAGCGCUUGGAUAUGGGGUUGUCAAACCCACUCUUGGAGAUACUAUGAAGCGAUGCAUCAUUUUGACUGUGGUGCACUUUGUGUUUGGAGUCUCAUACGCGACAGCAUCGUUGGUAUCGGCAGAAAAAAAUAACUUUACGAUCAUCAUAUUAGUUAUUCCCCUUUCAUUGACCAUGAUGGCAUUCUACGUUUGGACAUUUACUGCAAUUACAGAGACUAUGGCUCGACUUGAAGCCCGUCGACAGAGUGUCAAGCUGCGUAUGUAUAACCGACUGGGAUACAUUCUUACUGGUUCUGCUGUUGCAAUUAUUGUGAUUGCGGCAGCCAAUUCAGUGAAUCUUACACAUCGCAAUGAUCCGAAGUGGAUUGCUGUACAAUGGAAAUGGCAUUGGAUGCUGCUGGACGGCGCGAUGAAUACGAUUUACUUUCUUGUGUUUGUGAGCAUUCUAAUUCUUUGGCGACCAACAGAAAACAAUCAACGCUAUGGUCUGGACCAACUAGCGCAAGACGAUCCUGACGAGGACAUAAAUGGAAUCAAACUACACGAAGUAUUGCACAAUGUGGAUGAGUUUGGCGAAUUUGACGACGAGUUUGGGCAAUUUCAUGAUGAUGAGCUGGAAAGUGCCGAAGAUGUUUUAAAAUGGGUUGAGCAGAAUGUCGGGAGCACACAAGCAGAGGCAAAUGGAGUGGUAGUUGGGUCUGCAACAGGGGUUGGAUUGGGUGAAACUGAGGUGAGAUCACGACAUUCAAAUGCUUUUACUCCAGUCCAGUUGACUAGCACACAUGUACGAUUGCAAUCGGAGGAUGUUGGAUUGCCUGAUGCGCAUUCCUCGGAUAAGCUUAUUUAAAUUCGUAUUCACGUAAAAUAAAACACCGUAUUUACCCC
Molecule: messenger RNA, 1184 nt
Organism: Batrachochytrium dendrobatidis JAM81
Lineage: Eukaryota; Fungi; Chytridiomycota; Chytridiomycetes; Rhizophydiales
Exons: 8
Coding region: 19-1146 (375 amino acids)
Biological process (GO): retrograde transport, endosome to Golgi
Cellular component (GO): membrane; Golgi apparatus
Source: RefSeq, a predicted model, not a curated record